GUCUGGAUCGGUGCACUUUCUUUCUUUCGAUGUCAGCCAGUCUAUAGAAACCUUAACUUUAGGUCAAACCCGCACUACUUCAUUUUUAAAUGCGUUUCAGAACGUUUAGUCUUAAAAAGUCUUGGGCACGAAGUGAGUGAGUGAAGAAACGGGGCGACGGGACUGUGGAGGCACCCACUUGAAGAGAAGUUAAGGGCUUUCUGUAAAGAAUCUAAUGAUCCUCGCAGAAGGUUAGAUGGACAUUUAAAGGAAUAAGACAACUUGAAGAAUAUGAUGAUGACUGAGAAAGAGCUGGUGAUAGACAACGUCAUAACAGAUGCAAUGGCCACUCCAUCUCCAGCCAAGAGUAUGGGAGACCCAGGCAUCACGCCACUCUCCCCCACACAUGCACUGAUGGACUCAGAACAGAAUGAGCCCCCAAGACACCACUUUGUGGUGGUGGUGGCCAUCGACUUCGGCACCACCUCCAGUGGCUACGCAUAUGCCUUUACUAAAGAACCGGAGUGCAUUCACACCAUGAGGCGUUGGGAGGGUGGAGACCCAGGUGUGUCCAAUCAGAAGACACCCACUACCAUUCUACUGACUCCAGACAGGAAGUUCCACAGUUUUGGUUAUGCAGCAAGAGAUUUCUACCAUGACCUGGAUCCCACAGAGUCUAAACAGUGGCUUUACUUGGAGAAGUUUAAAAUGAAACUACACACAACUGCUAAUUUGUCGAUCGACACAGAUCUGCAUGCAGCCAAUGGGAAAAAGGUGAAAGCUCUGGAUAUAUUUGCCUAUGCGCUGGCCUUUUUUAAGGAGCAGGCCCUUAAGGAGCUGAGUGACCAGGCAGGGGCGGAGUUUGAUAAUGCUGACGUCAGAUGGGUCAUCACUGUACCAGCCAUCUGGAAGAUGCCGGCCAAGCAGUUUAUGAGAGAGGCAGCGUAUAAGGCUGGUCUGGUUUCUCGUGACAUCCCCGAGCAGCUGAUCGUUGCUCUUGAACCCGAGGCUGCGUCCAUUUAUUGCCGAAAGCUCCGCCUCCACCAAAUGGUUGAUUUGGGCACCAAAACAGCCCUGAACGGUUACAGCCCAACAGAUAAUGUUGGAGGGGGAAUGACACAGGCCAAGGAGCAUGUGCGCCGUAACCGACAGAGCCGCACCUUUCUCGUGGAGAAUGUCAUAGGAGAGCUGUGGUCUGAACUCACUGAAGGCGACCGUUAUGUAGUUGUGGAUUGUGGAGGCGGGACAGUGGAUCUUACGGUGCAUCAGAUCCGAAUGCCUGAGGGGUGUCUGAAGGAACUGUAUAAAGCCUCAGGAGGCCCGUAUGGUUCUAUCGGAAUAGAUUAUGAGUUUGAGAAGCUCUUGUGUAAGAUAUUCGGACAGGAUUUCAUCGACCAGUUUAAGAUCAAGCGUCCUGCUGCAUGGGUGGAUCUGAUGAUUGCGUUUGAGUCUCGUAAGAGGGCGGCGGCACCUGACCGAAGCAAUCCACUAAAUAUUAAUCUGCCCUUCUCUUUCAUCGACUACUACAAGAAAUUCAGAGGACACAGCGUGGAGCAUGCACUAAAGAAGAGCAAUGUGGACUUUGUGAAGUGGUCAUCGCAGGGCAUGCUAAGGAUGAAUCCAGAUGCAAUGAAUGCACUGUUCAAACCAACUAUAGACCACAUUAUACAGCAUCUGAUGGAGUUAUUUGAAAGGCCGGAAGUGACAGACAUCAAGUUCCUUUUCCUGGUGGGUGGGUUCGCCGAGUCUCCACUACUCCAGCAGGCAGUUCAGAAAAUGCUUCAGGGCCGUAGCCGAAUUAUUAUCCCACAUGACGUGGGCUUGACCAUCCUCAAGGGGGCGGUGUUGUUCGGCCUGGAUCCCAGCGUCAUAAAGGUGCGCCGCUCUCCUCUCACUUAUGGUGUGGGCGUCCUGAAUCGUUUCAUAGAAGGGAAACACCCACCAGAGAAGAUGCUUGUGAAGGACGGAACACGCUGGUGCACCGACGUCUUCGAUACGUUCAUCUCUGCUGAUCAGUCAGUUGCACUGGGUGAAACGGUAAAACGCAGCUACACGCCUGCGAAGCCUUCACAGCAGGUGAUUGUGAUUCACGUAUAUUGCUCGGAAAAAGAGUCGGUCAGCUUCAUCACGGACCCAGGUGUGAGGAAGUGUGGUUCACUGAAGCUGGAUGUGAGCGGUACUGAGAGUCCAGCGGCACGAAGAGAGAUCCAGACACUCAUGCUGUUUGGAGACACUGAGAUAAGAGCUAUGGCUGUCGACGUGGCAACUUCUCGCAGUGUCAAAGCUAGCAUUGAUUUCCUUAGUCAAUAGGAGAAGAGGGAGAAUUAGUAAAUGAUACACUGCAAAAAUUAUUUUCUUAAUAAGUAUUGUGUCUUGCUUUCCAGUUAAAGUAUCUAAACAUCCUUUAAACAAGAUAACUUUACUUUUGUGGGUGCAAUGUCUAUAAAAUGAUUUUUAAAAACCCUUAUCCAGUAAUCAUUAACGUUGAAAAACUCAUGGAAAUUCAUUGUUCAAAAGGUGUGAGAAUUUAGCUUAAAACAAGAAAAAACUAUUUGCCAAUGGGUAAGAAAAAUAAAUGUAAUCCUAUUAUGUUAUCCAUUUUUGCUUCAAGUAAUUUAUCUUGUUUUAAGAGGUAAUACAUAUAUAUUUUUACUGGAAAACAAGACAAAAUAGCGAUAAAGCAAAUUAUUCUUGCUGUGUAGAAGGACAGAGAAAAAGAAAGAAAAAAAGAGAGAAAGAGAAAUUAAGGUUUGGAGUCUCAGCUAAUGCACAAUGAUCACCGACCCUUCAUGAAACCGUUGCUUGAAGUAUUUGUGCCAUUCAUGAUAUUUUAUUUGGUUGUUUUAUAGAUUUAACAACUGGACUCUAGAAAGAAUUUGUCAUAUCUGGCAUAGAGGGCUAAGCCUAAGUUGAGUUAUAUUUAAAUUAUGUCUCUUUUACAUAUCAGUUAGGUUUUAUACGUUCACUUCAUCAGUCAAUUAUUCUCUGGAUGCUUCUAUUAAUAGUCUAUUUGCAGUAUCUUAGUAGCUAUUUUAUGCACAGAGAUGCAAAAACUGCAUGGAUAGAGCUAAAAAUACAGCUGUGUAUUGCUAGAAGUUCUAGUUUGGAAUAGCACCAUGUAUGAACUUAGCAGGUCAGCAUAGCGUUAAGUUCAGGUUAAGUCAGCUACAUCAGUCUUAUAAACACAUCAUGGCAGAAAUAGAAUAUUGUUCUCUCAUGAAACUCCCUGCUUUGCUCUUAAACUCUGGUCUGUUACCUCCAAGGCUAAGUCCAAAACCUGUUCAUUCAUUUAGAUCAUAAUGAAGACGUGAAAUCAUGUUUUCAGAUGGCUUUGGCUACACCAAUUUAUUCAAUCCAUAUUAAAGUCACGGCGUGGGAUGAAACCUCAAGUCUCAGUCAGACAGAUGCAGAAAAUCAGGUUCAUAUGUUCCUCAUCUCAAACAGAAUUAGAAUCUUUGAAAAAGAGCUCUGAAGAGAGAGACUGGUACCUCUCAGAACCACUGAUCAAACCUGAGCUACCCAUUACAAAGAUGCUGAUGCCUGUGAUAAAAUAACCUUCAGUCUUUCACCUAGUGCUACAGAACUACACAGCAAAAAUCUCAGCUUUCUUUUUUUGGUUUUAUGUUCUUAUUCUAAUAUUUGAUGAUUUUGACAUUUUUUUGUGUGUGUUAUAUCAUUUUUCUACUUGCAUGUCAAGGCAUGUUAUGAAAUCAUGAGUUCUGGACAUGUACAGUGACUCCAUUUGGCAUGCUGGUAGAGACGUGUUUUUAAAGAGAGAUUGAGGGUGGCAUUUCUUUUGUUACAAAUUUCGACACUUCUUUUCAUAUUAUCUGCCAGUAUGUUUCUCUAAGCUAAAUGAGAAUGCUUAAAUCCUAAAAUGUGAAUUUAAAUCAUCAUUCAAAGUGGCAAUGAAAGAGGAGCCACUAGCUGCACCCGCAACAUGAUUUUAAACGAUAGCCAUCGCUAUAUUCUAGUUGCCUUUAAUCCUGCUUCUAAGAAAAAGAAGCCACUGAUAAUUUUUUCCUGUUUUAUUUGUAUUUUUAUUUAGUUUCAUGUAGAAUAUGUGACAAAUUGUUUAUUGUUUAUUUCUGUAUAUACAGUAUUUAAAGUUAUUGUACAGAUUUUUAGCAUUAUUUUAGCAUUAGCGGCUUUAUGAGCUGUGUGUGUAUGCAGGCUACAAGAGGACAAAUUUUUUUCACUCUCACCAGCCUUCAUAUGAAUUGUAAAUGCAGAUAUCACCCUAAUUCAAAUCAUAACCCCAUGCCACACCCAAAAUGAAACCUACCUUAAUCUCGACCUAAACCCCAAUGAAGACCCUUAAAUAAUCCCUUUUCCAAUUUUAAUGCCAUAGACAGGCCGAAACCUAAUCCUUUAAUCCCCAACUGAAACCCAAUGAAGAACCUAAAACAAUCCCAAUACCAUACCCAGAUUGAAACCUGAUCUUUACUUUAAUUACAACCUGAACCCCUGUUAAAACCCUAAAAUAAUCCCAAUUCCAAUGCCAUACCCAGAUUGAAAUUUAACUUUAUACCCCUAUGAAGACCCUAAAAUAAUCAAAAUUCCAAUGCCAUACCCAGAAUGAAUGCUUGUCUUUACUUUAAAACCAACCUAAAUCCCAAUGAAGACCCUAAAACAAUACCAAUACCAUAACCAGAUUGAAACAUAAACCUUAAUUUAAUCCUAACCUGAACCCCUACGAAGACCUUUAAAUAAUUCCAGUGCCAUACCAAGAUUGAAACCUAAUAUUUACUUUAAUCCCAACCUGAAUCCCAUCAAAGACCCUAAAAUAAUCCCAAACCCAAUGCCAUACCCAGAUUGAAUGCUAGUCUUUACUUUAAACCCAACCAUGAACACCGAUGAAUACCAUUAAACUAUCCCAUUGCCAUAACCUGAUUGAAAUUUAACCCUUACUUUAAUCCCAAUCUGAACCCCAAUGUAGACCCAAAAAUAAUCCCAUUCCCAAUUACAUACUCAGAUUGAAACCUAAUCCUUUCUUUAAUCCCAACCUAAACCCCAGGGAAGACCCCAAAAUAAUCCCAAUGCCAUACUCAGACUGAAAAUCAUUCAUUUAAUCUCAACCUGAACCCAGAUGAAGACCCUAAAAUAAUCCCAUUCCCAAUUACGAAUUUCGAAUUCAUAUUUCCUAAAUCCAAUCUCAAAUGCACAUAGCCAAAAGAUGAUUGAUUGUGUGAGUUGCCUGCGUUACUCUGUUUUUAGAAAAUACAGCAAAGAUCGUAAGACUUGAAAACCUUUGACCUUAACUUUACUGGCGGUUAUCAUUUGAACUAAAUAUUAAAGAAGUGUAAUAUUUUGGUAUUUUUUGGUGUGGGGAGAUAGGUGACUGAUAGUUUUGUGUGCGGGCCAGCAUCUUAUUCUGUAGAUGAUUCUACAAAUUUGCUGUGUUUGCUUUGGAAGACUAGAGUGCACCAAUACACAGCAACCCCUUAGCUGCAUUCAUAAUGAUACUGCGUGAUGAAAUAAUGAAAUGAAAGCAAUAAAAGUAUUGCAAUGUGAUGUCCCACCCUUAACUCCAGUUUACUCCACCAUGCUAUUCUGCCAGUGUUAAGUCUGUAUGUGAAAGCUUUAGCUGCAAAAAUAUAAUGUUGCAGUGGAAUAUGUAUUAACAUUUUUAGAUCAUUGAUGAUACCUGAACAUAAUUUUAUGAAAACAUCUUGCAUUUUAUCUUUUUGUUUUCUUUAACACUGUCUUUAAAAAGUCAGCAUGAGAAUCAAUGUAACUCGGUGUUAUUAUUAGAAUAAAAAAAGUAUUCAGAUUUAGCUUUGGACAAAUCUGCUUUGUGCAAAUAUCUAUCCUUAUAUUUGCAUUGCGUUGCAGCGCGAGACAUGAAGCACCUGAUAUCAACAGCAAAAUAGUUCUUCUCAUACAGCACAAUUAAACUUUGCAUAAUAACAAUGAUGGAUCAGUAGAGCCCUUGGAAGGGUGACAUGGAAAUUACUUUUCCUCUUACAAAUCUUUCAAUCCAUUUAUCCGGCAAGGUGUGAUCAAGAUCCUGUUACUUUUCCUGUUUAAAAUGCCAUCAAACUAUGUAAUAUUAAUGAAAAUAAAAAAAUAAAAUAAAAAAACAACAAGCUACAUGACUAAAAUGCUGACGCUUCUCUAAAUGUAAAAUCUUACCGCAUCUAGACUUGCUGCUGCUCAUGUGAUUGUUUAUUGCAAAUAUUUGCAUAUGCUCUGCACGAUUCGCAUGAGUGACCAAAAGAAUAUAAAAUAUUCUCUGGUUGUCUUAAUUUUUAAAUUAGACAUAUAUAUAUAUAUAUAUAUGGAUAAUAAAACCAAACUUCCAUAGCUCACUCUCUCAUUGGCUGUGCAAGGCAGUAGCAGGAAAUGAUCAUAAGGUGUGAAAUGUGUACAUGCACAUAUAGGGCAGGUGAGAUACCUGUACAUACCCACACACACACCGAAGACACACCUUUACAAUCCUGUGCAGAUGUGUGGAGUAAGCACACCUUUUUUGCUGAGAGUGAUUUAAAAGUGUGAAUGUGUUGAAACAAGCCCUCACUCUUUUGUUUUACUUGUUUAAAAUAUUGCUCUUGUUCUACACUUUACCAUACUUGUUCAUGGGCAGCUUGCUUUUAUUUUUUAUCGAUAACACAAUGUAUAGCCUUUUUAUAAAAAUGUACUUUAGUUAUUGCUAUGAUACGCUUAUAAAAUCACCUAAAGAACACUAUCAUUUUGUUAUUUUGUGUUGCGGUUUACUGUUUUAUUUGGAUAACCCUUUGUCUAAAUUACUCCUAUAGAGGGACAUUCACAUUAGAUAAUAAUUCACUGUGAAUUUGAUUUUGAAUGGCUUUUCAGCAUUAUUUCAUUUAACUGCGUUAGAUAAAAGCAAAGGGGCCGGGUCAUAGGGCAUGAAUAAAUCGGAAUAUGAAUUUCACUGUUUACUAGAUUCUGUGCUUAAAAUGCUUGAAUGUCACCUAGUCAUUCACUUAGAUCCAAGAUGGCUAGAGCUGACGUGGACUCUCACUCACUAUGUAAACUCACAAACUGUUCGCCUACUGGGCUGUUUUUGAUCAAUGCAGUGUCACUCUUGCCAUCUACACAUCCAAAAAAAGAAAGAAAAGAUUUGCAAUUGUAUUUCAAUCAAUGCCAAGUACUAACAGCCAAACUGUCACCCAAUAAAAAGUAUGUGUAUUUCAGAGAA
This is a messenger RNA of Myxocyprinus asiaticus (Chinese sucker), 7141 nucleotides long. Its product is annotated as heat shock 70 kDa protein 12A-like. The record is from RefSeq and is a predicted model, not a curated record. NCBI's taxonomy places the organism in Eukaryota, Metazoa, Chordata, Actinopteri, Cypriniformes, Catostomidae. The transcript is spliced from 12 exons. The coding region runs from base 271 to 2289 and encodes 672 amino acids.